CGGCUGCUUUCCUCUCCCUGCUGCCACCACCCUCGCACUAGGAUCGCCUCCUUGCAAGGAACACCUGGCCGAUAGUCGCAUCCCGCCACACCCCGCCUCCUCCAAUCGUCAGCGCGAUUCACCUCCCUGCUGUCGCUUCUCCACUCGCGCCAUGUCUGCAGCGUCUUUCGGCCCCUUCUCGCGAUCUAAUGUCAAUCCCUUGAAGACUGCCUCCCUGCCCCUCCCCGGUCAACAGGCCGCAUCGGCUGGCGCCUCUCACUUCUCGGGCCACGAUUUCCCUCACCAGCCGGGCCAGCAGCAUUCGCACCCGUCUGCCUUCCCCGCACACCCCUCACAGCACCAGCAACCACUUCAGACCAGCAAGGGUCACCUGCCGACGUCCUCCACCGGCUCGCCACCCAUGUCCAGCAGCCAUCACACAAGCAUGUCGGCCGCGGCUGGCAUCGCGGCCGCUGUCCCUGCCCAGUCUGGCAGCGCCUUCGUCCUGCCGGCCCCACUGCAGGCGGUCUCGACCAAGUUCAACCGUUUCCUUCAGUCUACCGAGGAGAUCGUCGAUCAGGUGUCCCGGCCCAUUGGCAAGUACCUGCCCUACGUCGCUCGGUUCCUCAUUGUCCUUACCUUCCUCGAGGAUGCCAUCCGUCUGUUCAUGAACUGGGAUGAGCAGAUGUCUUAUCUCAUUUCGCGGCGUGGCUUCAACGGCUACUUCGCCAUGUUCUUCCUCACGAGCAACAUCAUGCUGCAGACGCUGGGCAGCUUCAUUGUCAUCGGCUUCGGCAAGCUGGCUCCCGUGGGCGUUGGCUCGCUCUUCUACGGCUUGGUGCUGCAGACCUUCGGGUAUGCCAUCUACUCGGAUUUGAGCAUGCUCAGUCGGACGCUGUCCCUCUGUGGUGGCCUGUGUCUUUUGGCCUCCGAGGCGCUGGACACCCGGCGCGGCCGCAAUGCCAAGGACACCAGCCGGCGGAACCUGUAUGCCGGGCUCCCGGAGCUGGAUGCCUUCGAGCCGGCGGCCUACCUCCAGGUGGCCGGGCGUCUGUUCUACAUGAGCCUCAUUGUGGCCCUGCUCUUCGACAUUGAGAUGGACCUGCUCGGUGUUCUGUAUGCCAUGUUCGUGACGGUCAUGUGCGGUGCCGUGAUGGUGGGCUUCCAUGCGCGUGCCAAUGCCGUGCUGCUGGUGGUCAUCCUGGUGGUGCACAACUUCACCGUCAACGACUACUGGUCCGUCAGCUACUACCACGUUCUGCGCGACACCAUGAUGUACAGCUUCUACCAGACUUGGUCUGUCAUUGGUGGCCUGCUGCUGCUGGCCAACCUUGGCGCUGGGGAGUUCAGCAUCGACAAGAUGAAGAAGAGCCGCUGAGGGCCGAUGGGCACCGCCGUCUCUCACCGCCCGGGCGAAGCGCGCGAGACACGACCAGAGCCCCGGAGCACGGGCGAGAGCGCGAGAGAGAAAGCCCAAAUGGGCGGAGCGGUGGGGAGGGGGGGGGGAGGG
Fonticula alba is the source of this 1489-nucleotide messenger RNA. RefSeq lists its product as hypothetical. The record is from RefSeq and is a predicted model, not a curated record. Gene Ontology annotation, cellular component: membrane. The coding region runs from base 152 to 1357 and encodes 401 amino acids. The transcript has 5 exons. Lineage: Eukaryota; Rotosphaerida; Fonticulaceae.